This is a messenger RNA of Effrenium voratum, 1277 nucleotides long. NCBI's taxonomy places the organism in Eukaryota, Dinophyceae, Suessiales, Symbiodiniaceae. The record is from the annotation of a GenBank genome assembly.
AAGCCUUAGCUGAACGAAACUUGACACAGUUGACCGCCGCGGCCAUGGAUUUCCGAGAGUUCCUGAAGAGGUACAAGGUUAAGGACCUUCCGCUGCCAAAGGCCUUGGUGACGCUGAAGCAGUCUCAGGACGGCCUCUUCAGCGCUAUACAAGCGCUUUCGGAGCAUCACCUUCUUUCUGCCCCAGUGGUGGAUGAUGAUGGAAAGCUGGUCACCAUCCUGGACACCCUGGACAUUGCUGCCUACAUCGUGGAAAUGGAGGCAGCAGGGAAGAAGGCGCUGUCCGACGAGAAGCUUGAAAAGCUGCUGGGACGGUGCAAAAACAGGACCUCUUGUGUCACAGCGGAGGAAGGCCUUGACAAGGUCGUGGAGAGUAUCCUUGGCGAGGGGCGGCGUGCGGUGGUGUUGAGUGAAGGCAAGCCGGAAAGCAUCAUCACCCACUCCACCGUGGUGACCUUUUUCAACAGCAAGCUCAAGGAGAUUGAGGCAUUGGUCGCCCCGAAGAUGGCACAGGACAUUUGCACGCCUCGCGUCGUCACCAUCCACGAUCAUGCCACUGCACUGACGGCCUUUCAGACGCUUGUGGCGCAAGGACUCUCGAGUCUGAUCAUCACAGAUGAUAGCGGCGCUGCGAUCACUGUGGUUUCAGCCACGGAUCUGGUUAUGGCAUUAGGACAUGAAGACGACAAAUCCGCCAUCCUUUCUGAAUUGCGAGACAGAAACGUUGUCUUCUUUGUCGGUGACAGCCGGAAGCCCGACAGACACUUUAGCCACACGCGGGCGCCCAUCAUCUCAGUGAGCAAUGAGACGCCGAUGUCGAUGGUGAUCGAGAAGUUCGCCACCACGCGGGUGCACCGCAUGCUGGUGGUGCCCGCAGGUAGCCGGAAGCCUGCGGGGGUGCUAUCUUUGCUGGACAUUUGUAAGGGCCUCACCAGCGGAGCCUGAAAGGCUGUCCUGUGGCUCUCGGCGCAUUUGAAGCUUCCGCUCUUCUUUUCUGAGUUCCUGAGGGCUUCUGGCACCUGCCGUAGGCGAUGGAUCAGCAUUGAAGUCGCGGACUCGCCCUGGACUGCGCCUUGAAGCGCUGAAAGCCGAGUCUUGGAGGCCAUGAUUUCUGUGCAGCUUCUUGCGGCUAGCUUUUUAUGAAAUUUCAGGGGUCCGCGGCAGAAGUUACCGGGGAUCUUUGCCAAUCGGCCAAGUGGACGGGCCUUGGACCAGGUUCCAAGCCACAGGGACGUGGGCCUGGGCUCAGGACGCGCAUCAGACUACGAAAACCUAAGG